Messenger RNA from Cygnus atratus (black swan), 1040 nucleotides. RefSeq lists its product as uncharacterized. Gene Ontology annotation, molecular function: cytokine activity. Gene Ontology annotation, biological process: immune response. The record is from RefSeq and is a predicted model, not a curated record. Lineage: Eukaryota; Metazoa; Chordata; Aves; Anseriformes; Anatidae. Gene Ontology annotation, cellular component: extracellular region. The transcript has 3 exons. Bases 49 to 693 code for a protein of 214 amino acids.
AAGGAAGUCGCUCGCGCGCCCUGCAGCACCACUCCCCGGCACCCGGACAUGCGGCGCCACGCGCGGCCCCUGGGCAUGCUGGCAGCCGUGGCCAAGGGACUCUUCCUCCUCUGGGCCGUGCCAGCGCGGAGCACGCAGCCCCCGACCCUGCAGCAGAUCCACGCACUGGUGCGGCACAUGGCUGAGGACGCGCGGGAGCUCUUCCUCUUCUACGAGCAGGACCAGCGCCUGGCCUUCAGCUGGCUGUGCCGCACCAACGCCUCGCUGGAGUGGCUGCGGGGGACAGUGGUGAUGGGGACCGGAGGGCUGCGGGCACUGCAUGGGGCCAUGGCCCACAUGGACAGGGCGCUGCAGGGAAUCACCCAGCACCAGCGCGACCUCAACCCCCCCGGGGCCCCCAUCCUGCGCCGCCUCGACAGCACCCGCCUAAAGGUGCGGGGCCUCCUCAGCAACCUGGAGGGCGUCCUCCACGCCCACGGCAUCGUCCCCACCAUCCCCACCCUGCCCCGGCUGCCGGCGGCCACCAGAGUCUUCCAGCAGAAGGUGGAGGGGUGCCGGAUCCUCUGGAGCUACGCACGCUUCACGGAGCAGCUCAGCGCCCAGCUGGAGGAGCGAGGGCUGCGGGCGCGCCGGGAGGAGCAGAGGCAGCAGCGGCGAGGCCGGCGGCGAGGCCGGCGGCCAGCAAGGUCCUAGGGAGCCCCUGCCACCCCCACUGCUGUCACCCUAGCUGUCCCCAGCACCCUGGGGCUUGUGGUUGGAUGUGGAGAGCCUGGUGCGUGGCUGGCACUGGCACAGAUGUCCCCCAGGUGCCACCGUGUGUGGAGGCCAGCACCGGCCAGCGGGGUCACUCUGGGUUGGUGACGUCCCCCGUUGCCAGCCCUGCCUGAUUUUCCAGUGAUUCAAUGGGUCUGGUGACACGUCCUGACUAAGGGGCCGCUCGCACGGCACCCGCACGCCUGGCGCAGGCAGGGUGCAGCCCCAGACCGACAGUGGCCGCUUGUGCCACCGGCAUGUCACCUGCAUGUCACCCCCUGCCUGGC